AUGGGAAAAGGAAGAUCUCCAUGCUGUGAUAAGAGUCAAGUGAAGAAAGGUCCAUGGAGUCCUGCCGAGGACCUGAGACUCAUCACUUUUAUCCAGAAACAUGGCCAUGGAAAUUGGAGGGCUCUCCCUAAAGAAGCUGGGUUGAUGCGAUGCGGGAAGAGUUGCAGGCUGCGAUGGAUUAAUUAUCUCCGGCCAGACGUAAAGCGAGGGAAGUUCACUAGGGAAGAAGAGGAUACUGUGAUCAGGCUUCAUGAAACUUGGGGAAACAAGUGGUCCAGAAUAGCUUCAUGUUUACCUGGAAGAACAGACAACGAGAUCAAAAACAUAUGGAACACUUAUCUGAAGAAGAGAGUUUUCUCGGAAUCCAAACAUCAGAAAAAAGAGUCAACAAAAUUCCCCUCAACUUCAUCUUCUUCUUCUUCUUCAUCCAGCACAUGCACCUCCAGUCCCAACACCAUGCCAUCAAUGGAGGAAAACAGCAUGGUAAUAAAGGAAGUCAACGAACCGGUCAACUCUUCUCUGUCAUCCUCCAAUGUCGCCAACUUUGGUCAAGACGACGUCGUUCUCCUCCCAAACCCAGAAGAGAACAACAAUAAUAAUGCUUAUGAUGAUGGUGACGAAAACCAGGCUCUGAUUUCACUAAUGGAAUUUACAGAAACACCUAUUGAUGAAGCAAUAUUAGAGGAAGUGAACAAGCCGGAGAUGAUUAUCCCUGCUGGAUCAGAUGAGUUUGGAUCAUUCCCUCCUAACCCAGAUCCUCGUGAACCAAUAAUACCAGAAGAAAAUCGAGAAGUUGAGAUAUUUACAGGUGCAGAAAUGGAGUUUGCAGCUGAUUAUCAUCGUCGUCGUCAUCAAGCUGAUCACAAUAGAGAUUGGUUACAGUACUUAGAACAUGAGCUGGGACUGGAAGGAAACAUGGACAACAUCUUUGAUAAUACAGGUCAAGAACAGGUGAUGAACAUUAACUAUUUCUAUCAUGAGAUGUUCAAGCCUACAGAAGAUGAUUUUCUCAUGGAAGUUUUUCAUUUACCAAACAAUAUUUAAUCAUUAGUGGGGCAGAGGGAUCAGAGAAAGUCAAAGUUGACUUUGUUUGUGAU
This is a messenger RNA of Carica papaya (papaya), 1097 nucleotides long. RefSeq names its product transcription factor MYB58-like. The record is from RefSeq and is a predicted model, not a curated record. NCBI's taxonomy places the organism in Eukaryota, Viridiplantae, Streptophyta, Magnoliopsida, Brassicales, Caricaceae.